UGGAACAUUAAAACAUUUAAAAUUUGCACGUGGCCGUGUAAGUUUUGGAACUCAGAUCAAAUAAGUGCCUCUAUUCAUAUUUUUUUUCUUUGAUUUAUUUUAGUUUACUCUGUAGAAGUCGCUACAUUUGAAUGCACCAGGCUAGGCUAUAUAAAAGGAAAGUUAUUUUUUUCUUAGUAUGAGUGGAUCGGUGCGUGCGUCUACACUGAUGCUGUGAAUCCUGCCAGUGUCGAGUCUCCAUCAUCCUCUUCAUCACUGCAGUAAGAAGAAGAAGCAGCAGCAUCACUGCUCGGAGUCACAGCAUCACCGGACAUCCACACCGCGAGUCUCUCUGCCAUUAUAUCUGCAUCACGGCUGAGAGACGAAGCUUCACGGGAGAACCAGAGGACAUGGUGCCUUUAUUUUUGUUCCUGGUCGUCCGCAUUGGCGCGUCCAUCCCACAUCCGACACCUGCAGGUGAAGUCUGUGAACCGGUUCCAUGUGAGAACGGUGCUGACUGUCCCAGUACACCAGCUGACGAAAAUGUUUCCUCAUCAGGCUGGAAGUGGGAAGAGCAAGCUGUAAUUGCGCCCUGCAGCCCGAACCCGUGUCAUAACGGAGGGGUGUGUGAGCUCGGUGAGACCUACCGCGGUGACACUUUUGUCGGAUAUUUGUGUAGGUGUCCGCUUGGCUUCGAUGGUGUCCAUUGCCAACACAAUGUUAAUGAGUGUGAGAAAAACCCAUGUAAAAAUGGAGGCAGCUGCACAGACCUGCGAGCAAACUACACCUGCCAUUGUCCCGGCGAAUACAUGGGGCAGAACUGUCAGUACAAAUGUUCUGGACCUUUAGGGAUGGAAGGGGGGAUCAUUUCGAACCAGCAGGUAACAGCUUCCUCCACACUUCGAUCUCUGUUCGGCCUGCAGAAAUGGUUUCCGUACUUCGCCCGACUCAACAAGAAGGGCCUUGUCAAUGCCUGGAGCGCAGCCGAGGGUGACCGAUAUCCAUGGAUUCAGAUAAAUCUGCAGCGGAGGAUGAGGGUGACCGGACUGAUAACACAGGGUGCCAAGCGAAUUGGAAGCCCAGAGUACGUGAAAUCAUAUAAAGUAGCAUACAGUGACGACGGAAAGGCCUGGAGCAUGUUUAAAGUCAAGGACACAGAUGAGGACAUGAUAUUCACUGGAAAUACUGAUAAUAAUUCCCCCUCAGCUAACUCCUUCAGUCCACCAAUCGAAGCGCAGUACAUCCGCAUUUACCCACAAGUCUGCAGGAAACACUGCACACUGCGAAUGGAGCUCCUGGGCUGUGAGCUCACAGGAUGCUCAGAGCCCAUGGGGAUGAAGACCGGACAAAUCCAGGACUACCAGAUCACCGCCUCAAGUGUGUUUCAGACACUGAACAUGGACAUGUUCUCCUGGGACCCCUCCAAGGCCAGACUGGACAAACAGGGCAAGGUCAACGCAUGGACAUCAGCCCAUAACGACCAGUCCCAGUGGCUGCAGGUGGAUUUGCUGAUUACCACCAAAAUCACAGGAAUUAUCACCCAAGGAGCCAAAGAUUUCGGACACGUGCAGUUUGUCGGUUCCUAUAAAGUGGCAUUCAGUAAUGAUGGGGAGAAAUGGCUCAUUUAUCAGGAUGAGAAGCAACAGAGGGAUAAGAUCUUCCAAGGAAACUUUGACAACGAAACACACAGAAAGAAUGCAUUAGAUCCGCCGAUUUACGCCCGAUUCCUCCGGAUUCUUCCGUGGUCGUGGUAUGGACGCAUUACUAUGAGAGUGGAGCUUCUGGGGUGUCCGGAGGAACAAUGAAACUACGGCACAUUUUAUGACAGACUGUGUAAAAACAACAUUUCUAAUUGUGAUCUUUCAAGGAUGCUUUGGCCUGAUUGGAAAAUGAAAGAUCUUUUGAUUACAGUCAAAAAGUUGAUGAUAGUCAAUGAUUGUUGAAUUUUUUUCUCUCGCUCUGGAAACAGCAAUUCACCAUGCUUCUCAAAUGUUACUGUCACUGUACAACUGACUACUAUAUUUCAUAGUAUUAUUAUCAGAAAUAGUUCAAUUGUAUUCACUCAGGUCAAAGGCCACAUGCUAGAAUAGUUCAAGUAUAUGAUUUAUGAAUAUAGAGAGGAGGUGAGAACUGGUGUUCUUAUGAAUUUAUGUGGUGUAAUUUGUAAUUUAUUACAAUUCAAUCGAAGCAAAGUCAAUGAAUGAAAAGUAUAGGAGUGGGGUAAACUGUGACGCUUAGCAAGAUUUACUUCACAUGGAAAGACACAGAUUUAAGACUAAAGGCUCAUUCACACCAAGAACGAUAACUAUAUUUGUGUCCACAUAACGUUUGAUGUAGUUCUGUUUAU
Messenger RNA from Carassius auratus (goldfish), 2326 nucleotides. RefSeq names its product EGF-like repeat and discoidin I-like domain-containing protein 3. Lineage: Eukaryota; Metazoa; Chordata; Actinopteri; Cypriniformes; Cyprinidae. Gene Ontology annotation, cellular component: plasma membrane. The coding region runs from base 390 to 1784 and encodes 464 amino acids. Gene Ontology annotation, molecular function: calcium ion binding; signaling receptor activity. The transcript is spliced from 11 exons. The record is from RefSeq and is a predicted model, not a curated record.